Messenger RNA from Pieris rapae (cabbage white), 4812 nucleotides. Its product is annotated as zinc finger SWIM domain-containing protein 5. Gene Ontology annotation, cellular component: Cul2-RING ubiquitin ligase complex. The coding region runs from base 45 to 3695 and encodes 1216 amino acids. The record is from RefSeq and is a predicted model, not a curated record. NCBI's taxonomy places the organism in Eukaryota, Metazoa, Arthropoda, Insecta, Lepidoptera, Pieridae. Gene Ontology annotation, molecular function: zinc ion binding. The transcript is spliced from 23 exons.
GGAUCGGAGGGCGUCAGUCCGCGCUGGGCGGCCGAGCAAGCGCCAUGUCUACGUGUGCGCCGCGCGCGUGCUGCCGGCCGCGCGCCCCAGCGACCCUUCUCGAUAUAACCGCGAAGAUAGUCGCCGCCUCUAUACCCUUUCAGCGCAUCGAAGAGCGCUAUGAACGUAUACCGGAACCUGUGCAACGCCGCGUCGUCUACUGGUCCUUUCCCAGGGACGAGCGGGACAUCUGCAUGUAUUCCUCGCUGGCCCGUGCUCCACCUGACGACCACAGGAACAUCGCCUUCUGCCGCGGUCUCAAGCUGCUGGAAGCCGGCUGUGUCGAGAACGUCCUCCAAGUCGGUUUCCAUCUGAGUGGAGUUGUUCGAGCACCAGCGGCCAUCAGCCCCUGUUCAGCUGAACCUGAAAGGCUAUAUAGAGUUACAGUUUCAUUUGACAGGUGCAAGAUAACUGGGGUAACAUGCAGUUGCGAAGCGCGCGACAUCUUUUGGUGUCAGCAUGUAGUCGCCUUAGCUCUGUACCGCAUAAGAAAUGCGGAUUCAGUGAGGCUACGGGUUCCCAUAUCAGAAACCCUACUGCAGAUGGAUCGGCAGCAGCUCCAGAAGUUUGUACAGUAUUUAAUAGCGGAACAUCACACGGAGGUACUGCCGACCGCGCAGAAGUUGGCUGAUGAAGUGCUGCAGGCGCGAUCAGCUAUCAACAGGAUCUGUGGGGCCCCUGACCCAACAGCGGGUCCUCCGCCUGAUGCACAUCAUGCUUGGCAUUUGGACGAGAUUCAGGUUUGCGAACAAGUGCGGGCAUAUUUACUACAGGGAACAUAUUAUAAUGCCAACAAGCAAUUAAACUCCUUAUUUUCGAAGGUCAGGGAGAUGCUCCGUGCGCAAGACUCGAACGGUCCACGAAUGCUUAUGUUGAUGACGGAGCAGUUCCUAUCAGACCCUCGGCUUCUGUUGUGGCGGAAUCAGAAUACCCCCAUGACAGAAAAAUGUAGACAACUGUGGGAACAAUUGGGUGCCUUAUGGGUCAGCAUUGUGUUGGACCCGGGUAGCAAUGAGUGCUAUAGGACACAGUGGAGGAAACUGUUAGAAAAAUGGUCUGCUGUGGAAGUCUGCCCCACAGAGGAUCCCGAUUAUAGGUCUUUUCCGUUGUACGCGAGAGAAAGGGAGAGAAAUGAAAGAGAUCGCGACAGAGAUCACAGAGAUAGAGAUAGAGAGAGAAGGGAAGAGAGGGACAGGGAGAGGCUAAGGGAAAGAGAAGAGAGGGACAGGCAUAGAGAACGUCAGCGAAGAGAAGUCCAUUCCCACUCAGAAAGCUCCGAUGAAGAAUCUAGACCAAAUAACUACGAACGUGAAUAUAGAAGAGCAAGCAAACGGUUAAGGCUACACAAUCAAAGAUCACAACCACUCACUCCACGCACGGUGUUUCAUAAAGCACUGGACGCGGUAGAUAUUUCAUGGGAAAAUGAUCACCUCAAGAACAUCCUCAGUUCAGACGAGUACUGUGACCCAGAUAAACUGGACAAAGCCGGUGCCUCCAACGCAUCCACCACCCUUCAGUGUUACCCCAAAUUCAACGAAAUUGGUCAACCUUUAUGGCAUGAACAUUUACCAGUAGUGGGCGCCAGAAUAGAGGCCUUACGUGCCCAUGGACGCGCGCCCGCCGCUCUCAGACUUGCUGUCGCUGCUGCCAGGGCCAUGAGACAUCGACAGGAAGUAGCGCAACAGAGAUGGCUAGACGCGGGUGGAGGGGAGGCAUCAGGUAGUAGUAAUUCCACCAACUCUAACUCCAGUAACAACUCGAGUAGGGAAUGUGGCAGCGAAUCGUGCGGCGGUCAAUGUGACAGAGUGAAGUUGUCGCUGAUUUGCGCUCAUAUGGACGCGGGCACGUGCUUAUCGAAUACGGAUACGUGCGCGCUAUCGCAUACGCACCGAUGUAUUGGAAAAGACAGUAGGUGUUGGACGGGUUGGACGUUAGAGGCAAUCUGGUGCGUGUACGAGUGUCUGGCUGACGCGUGCCUGGCGCCAGAUGACCAACGGGCAUCGCCGCGACUUCACACCUAUAUCGAUGAGGAGCCCAACACCGGACUUCCACCUCGGUAUCAACAUGUACCGGUAGCAGGCAGUAAGAACCCCGAAGAGACCUACUUAGCAUUAGCGUUAGAAGCCGCUCUACUUGGCCUUGGAAUGCAAAGAAUGCUGCCAAACGGACUAUACGCGCAGGAGAGGUAUUGCAAACAGGAGGAGCGAUUAAUAAGCCAACUCCAGCGAGUGGAGGGUGAGGCAGCUGCGGGUGUGUGUGGUCGGGUAGCGCGGGCUCUAUUGGCGGGUGGACCCUCCUCCUGUCUCGGCACCAAGGUCCAUCCCAGGUCUGCUCCCGCGCAUACCUUCGCGAGGUUCCUGUUCCUGGCUCUGUUGCCUACUGACCCGGAUUUGGCGUAUCGGGUCGGAUUAAGAGCUAUGAGACUGCCCAUGGUGGAAGAGGCGUACGCGUUAGAUGGGGGCGGGGCAGGCGCGGGUGGAGCGGGGGCGUGGCAUACACUACAGCACGCCGAGCAGCAGCAGGCGGCUUUGGCCAGUGCGCUCUUGGGCGCGGCUCGUGGUACGCCCAGUCGUCUACGCGCUGCGUUGGCGGCUGCGCAACGCCACGUACGCUCAGCGGCGCAGCUGUUCCGCCUGGCGCAAGAUGCGUUACGUCACGCCGCGCCGCCAGACGCGCCUCACCACCAUCGGGAUCUGUUGGCUGCUGCGUUCGAGUUGGGUCUACAGGUGUUAAGAAUGACGCUGUCAGCCGUGAACUGGCGACGCCGUGAGAUGGUCCGAUGGCUAGUCACGUGCGCCACUGAGCUGGGUCUCGACGCAUUGCUGUCCAUUAUGCAGAAGUGGUAUGAACUAUUCACGCCCACUGAAGCUACUGGCCCUGUUGCGGCGGCCGCCAUGUCCCACGCCACAGCGUUAAGACUAGGCCUUAGCUUCGAACAACAAGAGAAACUUAGUUCCUGUGCGAGGACAUUGGCCUUGCAGUGUGCGAAUAAGGAUCCGCCUGGCUGCGCUCUAAGUGCGCUAACGGUGUGUGAGGGCUCGGCUGGGGCGUUCGAAGCAGCGUGUGUAGCGGUGGGUGGAGCGGCGGCCAGAGGCGCGUUGGCCUCGAGCCAACUGUUCGCUGUGGCCCGGUAUAUGGAACAACGCGGUCAACCCGCCAGAGCGAUGCGUCUGGCAACACUGGCCAUGCGGAAUCUGCAUCUGCAUUAUAACCAGGAUAGUCAUCCAGCGAUAGCUGAUAUCCACUGGGCUGUUGCGCUUGCGCAUUCCUUGGGCCGAGCGGAACUUCAAGCUAUGUUGCCUUUACUCGUUAAGAACGUGCAAUGUGCGCCCGUACUUUCGGACGUGUUGCGGCGUUGUUGCGUAGCGGCAGCGGGUUGUUCGCGGUCGCGGCCGCCGCCUCCGCGUCCGCCCACGCCCCUGCGUCCGCUACUCGAAGCCGCGCUACGGGCCUACGCUUCUACCACUCACGCGCGACUCGCGCAUAUAUCGCCACGACAUUAUGCGGACUUUGUCGAAUUUCUUGGUAAAGCCCGCGACACAUUCGCCCUGGCCCACGACGGGCCUCACCAGUUCGCUGCCUUGUUACAGGAAAUCAAACUAAAAUACAAAGGCAAGAAGAAACUAAUGUUCCUCGUUAAAGAAAGAUUCGGUUGAUAGGCGAAUAGCACCUUUAUUUUUAUAUACAUUGCGGUCAAUGUGCAAUAGAACGUGUGGUCAAACGGUACGUCCGUUGACGGUUUUCUUUUAUCAUACAAUGUUUUUAUCCAUUGCGCCGUUUCAACUCGAAUGCACGGUUCCGUACGAUCGCGUACCGAACCAGUCUAUUUCCAAGUAUUAUUUUAUUUAACGUUAGACAUACCUCGUAGAAUAACGUAGAUAACAUUGUAAUGAUCUCAAUGAUUCCAUUUUGUAAAUAGUUUAAAUGUAAAUAUUAAUUAAGAUAGCUCGUUGGACAUGUUAGGUAUAUUUAAAAAUGGCGUACGUUCGGCGCGUUUAGUUUGCGCAAGAUGGCGUCCAAUAAACUGGAAAUGACAGCACCAAAGAGAUAUUUAUGUAAGUGACUCGCAGAAUAUGCCGCAAUUACAGUAUUGUCGAGUAUUAUUUUUUUUCUGACAAACACUGAUCCGUUGUAAUUAAAAUUGUAAAUUGUAACAAGAAGUGCAUUUAUAGAAACGUAAUAUUUAAUGCUACUUGACGUUCGGAUAGCGUUCAGAUUAGUGAAAUGUUAGGUUAUAAGUUCGGGGGACUUUUGUACUUUUUGUGGUGUAAGCGGGUUGUGCAGAUUUAUUUUCCUAGCAAUUUUACUUGCCUACUUAUUUUCGGCUGACCCUGUUCUGUGUCAAAAUUGAUCCAAAUAGAUAAUUGCAAUUGUUAUUGUGCAUAAACGAUGUUCCAUAACUAGAUCAGACUGAUUUUAAAGGAUUUGCAUAGAUAUAUUAGAUUUUGGUCCGUUAACGGUUGCUAGUUGUAAAAAUUCAGUUGAAGACAGAUAAGCAAUAAUUUGUAGCCUUGGCCGGUCUGUGUUUCUGCUUACCUUCAUUUCUGUAGCCUGAGCUUUUCUUGAAAGUUUCGACUUGCCAUUAAAAAUAAAGCAAACAAAACCUUAAGUGCCUUGAGGAGUCACCAUUGAGCGCAGACCGGUGUCAUGUCAUGUAUCAUUUCAUUUUUGUAUCACGAUCUUUGUGUUUUACGUGAAACGUAGACACUGGCCAUCCUUCAAUGUUGUAUUGAAUUGGGAAUAAUCAUUUCAAUAAACGAUUACUUUAAAAUA